GGAAUUGGGCCUAAAAGCAACUUCAGUCUGAAAAGGGGGAAGUUGGGGACUGAGAUUGUCCCUAUGGUAUUUGUAUCUGGUCAUAAUUCACCGGCAUAUUCCGAUCGCCGGACGACGAAAAGCCAUCCAUUUCCUCCAUCUCCGGCAACUGGAUGACUUCUAGAAAGAGCAAAAAUCAAGUAGUUCAAGCUGCAAUUUGCUAAAAUCAGAGUUUGGCAGGGUUUAAUUUGACUUUGAUAUAGUUAGGAUUCUCCAUGGAAGUACCUGGUAGACGUUCGAAUUAUGCAAUGUUACAGCAGCAACCGCCAUACGAUGAGUUUAAUUCAGACGAGAAGAGCAAAAGUAGAAGUGAUAAGGGAUUAUAUUGGGACUUGAUUGAUCGCCGAAUAGGUACGACGCCGUUUCAAGCCUCGAUUGUGUUACCGACGCAGUCAAGUGAGGGUAGCUUUGCUGAAAGUUCAAUUUCUGGAGUUUCAUUUGGGCAUAUGAAUGCUAAUUCAGGUGGUGGAGGUUCGUUGUCCAAAAGUUGGGCUCAACAGACAGAGGAGAGCUACCAGCUGCAGUUAACGUUAGCUCUGAGGAUCUCUACUGAAGCAACCUGCACUGAUGAUCCCAAUUUGUUGGAUUAUGUGCCAGAUGAAUCAGUAUCCCAUGCUUCAGCUUCAUCUGCAUCAGUGGAGGCAAUGUCUCAUCGAUUCUGGGUAAAUGGGAGCUUAUCAUACUUUGACAAAGUUCCCAAUGGAUUUUACUUGAUUCAGGGGAUGGAUCCAUAUAUCUGGACACUCUGCUCAGAUCUGCAAGAAAGUGGUCGUAUCCCAUCAAUUGAAUCCCUGAAGGCUAUUGAUCCCUCUGUAGUACCAUCAGUUGAAGUGAUUUUGAUUGAUCGGCGAAGUGAUCCCAGGUUAAAGGAACUGCAAAAUCAAAUUCAUAGCAUGUACCGUAGUUGCAACACCACAAAAGAGGUGGUUGAUCGGCUUGCAAAGUUGAUCUGCAAUCACAUGGGAGGCGCAGCUUCUGUCGGAGAAGGUGACUUCAUUCCUAUCUGGAAGGAGUGCUGUAAUGACCUGAAGAAUUGUAUAGGAUCCAUUGUGUUUCCCAUUGGUAGCCUUUCUGUUGGCCUUUGUGGGCAUCGCGCAUUGCUGUUUAAAGUUCUGGCGGACAUCAUUGAUUUACCAUGUCGAAUUGCCAGAGGAUGUAAAUAUUGUAAAAGAUCCGAUGCUUUCUCAUGUCUAGUUCGAUUUGGCCUUGACAGGGAAUACUUGGUUGAUUUGAUUCGGGAUCCAGGAUGUUUAUCUGAACCAAAUUCAUUGCUCAAUGGUCCAUCUUCCAUCUCGAUUUCUUCACCAUUGUGCCUUCCGAGAUUUAGACAAGUUGAACCUGCCAUGGAUUUCACGUCACUGGCCAAACAGUAUUUUUCGGAUUGUCUAUCACUUAAUCUGGUCUUUGAUGAUUCUUCAGCAGGAACUGCAGUUGAUGGGGAUGCUGGACAAAUGGACAGAAGUUCCAUGGAUAGAAGCAGUGCAGUUCUUAGUUCAAGCAAUCGUGAUGAAGUUUCACGGUUACCUCUGCCUCCAAUAAAUGCAUGGAAUAAGGGAUGUGAUAAAGGCUCUCAACUUCCUGCAUUAUAUCAUCCUCCAAAUAUGUCUACCUCAAUGUGCCAGGAAGAGGAUUUGAUUCAUUUGAAAAGCGUCCCUCCAAUUAGGUAUGGAAAUGCUCAACUGAUUGCAAUAUCUGAGGCAAGGACAGAUACCAUUAAUGACCAGAGGUACUUUGAGGGAGGAGGGAGACUUGCUCCUGCUAAACCAAGUCGAGAACUUGUUCUUGAUGUAGAAGAUCUGGUUAUUCCCUGGAAUGAUCUGGUUCUGAAGGAGAGAAUUGGGGCAGGGUCUUUUGGUACUGUUCACCGUGCUGACUGGAAUGGCUCUGAUGUUGCUGUGAAAAUUCUCAUGGAACAGGAUUUUCAUGCAGAGCGAUACAAGGAAUUUUUGCAAGAGGUUGCAAUUAUGAAGCGGUUGCGACAUCCAAAUAUUGUGCUUUUCAUGGGUGCUGUUACUGAGCCACCAAACUUGUCUAUAGUUACAGAGUAUUUAUCAAGAGGUAGCUUAUAUAGUCUUCUUCAUAAACCUGGUGCGACAGAGGUAUUGGAUGAAAGGCGUCGGUUGUGUAUGGCUUAUGAUGUGGCAAAGGGGAUGAAUUAUCUUCACAAACGCAAACCACCAGUUGUUCACCGUGAUUUAAAAUCUCCAAAUCUUCUGGUGGAUAAAAAAUUUACAGUGAAGGUCUGUGAUUUUGGUCUUUCUCGAUUAAAAGCUAAUACAUUUUUGUCAUCAAAGUCAGCUGCCGGGACUCCAGAAUGGAUGGCACCUGAAGUUCUCCGUGAUGAGCCGUCAAAUGAGAAAUCUGAUAUAUACAGCUUUGGUGUCAUCUUGUGGGAGCUGGCAACAUUGCAACAACCUUGGAGUAAUUUGAACCCACCACAGGUAGUAGCAGCUGUUGGCUUUAAGGGUAUGAGGCUUGAAAUUCCACGUGACUUGAAUCAUCCGGUGACAACUAUUAUUGAAGCUUGCUGGGUGAAGUAUGUUGCUCCUAUUCUUACCAAGCUAGUUUGGGAUUGUAUUGAUAUGUUUUAUCAAAAUUACUUCUACUAUUGCAGUGAGCCGUGGAAACGCCCCUCUUUUACCACUAUCAUGGAUAUGUUGAGACCGCUCAUAUAACUCUUGCAACACAACCAGAUUGUACAGACAUGCAGUUCCUCACGUAAAUGCUGUAGUAAAUGUAUGAUUCCUGCACAUCUUUGGCAUUCUUUAUUAAUUAUGUUUCUGGGAGGAAGAGCUUGGACUAUAUCUGGUUUGUGUAUCUUGAUGUCUGUCUCUUGAAUCUAAUGAAUUUAAGAAAUGUUACCCCUUUGGUAUGGUAACAAUUAGUCCAAUUUUAAGAGUGCCACACUUGAGUUAGUUCGAAGUAGUUGAAAUUUGGUGUAAACUUCUGGCCUUGACAUUUUCUCCGAGUUGUGAUAUUCUCGGAACACUGAUUGAGCAUCUGAGUGUUGUUUCCGUAUGUUAAGUUCAGCAUUUCCUUUCCCUAGGCGUGACAUCUAUAGGAGGAAAAUUUUAUUGAGAGUUCCAGCUUAACUUUUUUUGUUUUGUUUUUGUUAAUCGUGGUGUCCGGGCUAAAACAUAAGGGUUCCUCUCAAGGUUUGUCCAUGGAGCGUGGGUCAAUGCCUAAGAUCAAACCAAAGUGGAUGGACAACAUGUGAAUAUUCCUGUACUAACUUGCGCGCACCUCAACUGAUAAGCAUGUAUUCUGUACAUAUUAGUUCUAACUUCUGACUCCCUGUGGAGGAUACCAAUUCUUUUCGCAAUUCAAGCAACUGUCUUUGCCUAACAGAAGAAACAUUUGCACUUGGUAUUUGGCUUAGUGAUGCUGUUGAUGCUAGCAAUCAUGGGUUACUGCAUCUGUCCAGGAUUGUUUUGUAUAUAUAAGAACUAUAAUAGAACGUUAUAAUAUAUACGUAAAUAAUAUUCUCUUCGGCGGCUAAAUAAGCUAGCAAUCUUUUCCCAUUGAUGAUCACAAUUAACAA
Solanum stenotomum is the source of this 3580-nucleotide messenger RNA. Its product is annotated as serine/threonine-protein kinase CTR1-like. Gene Ontology annotation, molecular function: ATP binding; protein kinase activity. Bases 255 to 2714 code for a protein of 819 amino acids. NCBI's taxonomy places the organism in Eukaryota, Viridiplantae, Streptophyta, Magnoliopsida, Solanales, Solanaceae. The record is from RefSeq and is a predicted model, not a curated record. The transcript is spliced from 15 exons. Gene Ontology annotation, biological process: protein phosphorylation.